AUUACACACACACACACACACACACACACAUAUAUAUAUAAUAAUAAUAAAAAUGGGAAGACCACCAUGCUGUGAUAAGAUUGGAGUGAAGAAAGGGCCAUGGACGCCAGAAGAAGAUAUAAUCUUGGUUUCUUACAUUCAAGAACAUGGUCCUGGUAAUUGGAGAGCUGUUCCUACUAAUACAGGGUUGCUUAGAUGCAGCAAGAGUUGCCGGCUCCGGUGGACGAAUUAUCUCCGGCCGGGAAUCAAGCGCGGCAACUUCACCGAGCACGAGGAGAAGAUGAUUAUCCACCUCCAAGCUCUUCUUGGCAAUCGAUGGGCUGCCAUAGCUUCAUACCUUCCCGAGAGAACCGACAACGACAUCAAGAACUAUUGGAACACUCACUUGAAAAAGAAGCUCGAAAAACAAAAUCACCAUACUCAAAAUGGGAAUCAUAACAACUCAUCAUCAUCCUCGUCGUCAUCCGAACAUUCGAAAUCAAAUUCGAAAGGUCAAUGGGAGAGAAGGCUUCAAACGGACAUUCACACGGCCAAACAAGCCCUUUGUGAUGCCCUCUCCCUCGACAAAUCGGGCCCCACAAUCUCCCCGAUCGACACAAAGCUCUUCAAUGUCGUACCUCAAGUGCAAACAUCUACAUAUGCAUCGAGCACCGAAAACAUAGCCCGUUUGCUCGAAAAAUGGAUCAAGAAACCCUCAAACGACUCCUCUCAAUCCGCCUCGUCCGAGAGCACUACUCCGAGCACUUCCUUCAGUAAUAAUAUUAUAAAUAAUAAUAAUAAUAAUAAGAAUGCUUCGGUGGGGUUGAUUUCGAGUCCGAGCGAGGGGGCGGUUAGCACAACAUUUCUCAGCUUCAAUUCGACGAACUCCGAUUUCACUCAAUCGGAGUACGAGGGCAAAUUCGAAAACGGGAUAUUCCGAGAUGGGAGUAAGGAUAAUAUUUUAGAGACACAAAUGCCCUUCAGUUUGUUGGAGAAAUGGCUUCUUGAUGAUGCUGCUGCACAGGGGCAAGAUGGGGAUUUCAUGGACAUGGACCUGGUUGGAACUGCUGAUUUGUUCUGAAGCAGAUUUGAUUAUAUUUCUUAAUUAAUCUCUCUAGAACAACUCAGAAGUUUUAAUUAAUUAAUUAAUUAUAGGGUUUAUUUUAUUUUAAUUUUAUUUAAUUUGUGGUUUAAUUUUGUAUUUGUUUUUAGGCUUUUGUUGUGAACUGAGGAUAGAAUUUAUGCUACAUGUGUAUUUACUAUUUAGCCAGCUGAGGAUCAGACAGAAAAGAUGAUCUCUUUCCUUUGUGAUUGUGAGAUCAGAAAGUGUAAAUGUCUUUGUAGUCUAUAUAUCUAUAUAUAAUUAGUUUAUAUUUUAAUUUA
This is a messenger RNA of Erythranthe guttata (spotted monkey flower), 1362 nucleotides long. RefSeq names its product myb-related protein 306. The record is from RefSeq and is a predicted model, not a curated record. Lineage: Eukaryota; Viridiplantae; Streptophyta; Magnoliopsida; Lamiales; Phrymaceae. Gene Ontology annotation, biological process: response to auxin.